This is a messenger RNA of Paramecium tetraurelia, 1821 nucleotides long. RefSeq lists its product as uncharacterized. The record is from RefSeq and is a predicted model, not a curated record. The transcript is spliced from 4 exons. Lineage: Eukaryota; Ciliophora; Oligohymenophorea; Peniculida; Parameciidae.
AUGAAUCAGGAUUGUGUAGAAUGCCAGAAGAAAGAUCAAAAAAUCAAAGAGUUGAAAUAGAAGAUUGCAGAGUUAGAGGAAUAGAUCGAAACCUUUGGACCUGAGUUUUCCUAAGUCAAAGGACUUGAUGAAAAUUCGCAAAAGCUUUUGAAGGAAAACAUACAGAAAGCCAUAGGAGAUUUGAUUAAUUAGGACCCAAAGCAAAAACCAAAUCAAUUUAAUGCUCCUUAUUAAAGAACUUAAACAAGCAAUUUGACUGAAUUUUCAAGAUAACUUAACAUCGAUGAAUAACACACCUAUCUUGGAUAAAGAUUUUUUGAACACUUUCUAAUUAUCGGACCUGACAUUGAAGAAUUAAAAUAAGUCAGUGAACACACAAAUGAAGUCUUGGUGAAACCUAAAAUUCUAUAUCAAUUUCCUAAUGUCAAUUAACAUCUUUAUGAUGUUGUUCCAAUCUACACAUUCCCUAAUGGUAUCUUAGCAAAAAGGUUAGAGGCAUCAUCUCAAAAUUUCAAUGACAAAGUAUUACCAGAAUUAAAGCAAAUUAUUAUGCAGACUCUCCAAUUGACCAAGGGAGAUAACGAAUAUUCAAUAACCAUUCCUAGAGAAGACAUCUAAGAAAAUAGUAGAAUGACUGUAAGUUAAUUUGUAUAGGAGUCCAAUCCAAAUGUAUUCAGGAACAUCAUUUGUUUUGAAAUCAAUGAAUUCAUUUGUUUGGAUCCUAAAACAUAUGGUUGUUGGUUAUGUCCGAUAGUCCAUUGUUUUGUGAGCUAUUACCCAUUCAUCAAAUUCUUUUUGAAAGAAAAUGCCAACAUAUGGAACCAAUUAAAACUUGAAAGAAUUGAACCCUGUCUUUGUGAGGCAUCGAGUCAUGAAGUGUUAAAGAGAGACUUCGUGUUCAUGAAGAGCAAAUUGAAUACUAUAAUAGAUAGAUUAUUUGCCUUAAGAAGCAUUUAAGUAACUUAUGACUAGAAAUAUCAAUUGAAUGAAAUAUAAAUUCAAACACCCAAAAAGGAUAGUGCAUAAUACUUAUAAUUUUUAUGGGGUUGCGAUUAGACAUUCCAAACCUUGUCAUUCAAAGAGUUGGUGUACUUAAUCUCUCAUGUUUUACUUUCUCAAAGAGUUAUCCUAUUUUCUAAAAAGAAAUCAGUGCUAUCUCAUGUGAUGUUAACAGUCAUUUCCCUCAUGCACCCUUUCAACUACAAAUUGCCCUUCUGUAUAUUCAUACCAGAUGAAUUGAUUGAUAGAUUAGCAGCUCCUUGUCCCUAUUUUUUUGGAGUCGUUGGAGAAUAUGACAACUAUUCCUCAAGAAUUGAAGAAGCCCAAUAAGAGGACAUUACAAUGUUUGAUCUAAACACAAAGAGAGUGUUCUAUUCAAAAAGUUAAAGUCGAGAUUUGAAGAAAUGCAUUGCUCCAAUCAAAAGAAAUUCGCAUCUUAAAUAAUUAUACAGUGUGAUCAAUAAUUCCAGAGACAAUGCUUUCAAAUAAGUUGGGAAACACAAACCACAAAAAUUAGAGAAAUCUGGCAGCUCUAAUUAAAUUUUUAAAGAGAAUGAAAAAUAGUAUAUGCAAUUGCUUAAGGAUAUCGCAAAGUCAUUCUAGACCUUUUGGCAUUCCACAGUUACAUAACACAUACCAGUUGAUAGGAAAUUCAUCAAGACUGGUAGUAUGGCUGCAUUGAAUUUGCAAUUGCUUUCGGAAGUCAUGUUAUCAAAAUGUCCCAAAGAUUCUAAACGAUUCAUCAAAGAACUAAUUUAAAACCCAACAUUUACAGGUUAUUUGGAUGAACUUUAUGAAGUUAUUUAUUAAUAAAAUUAAUGA